GUGCAUAGACCAUGAAUAAAAACAUAGCCACCCCCACACCUCCCUCCAUCUCUAUUCCGUGAUUGGGUGGACAAGUUGAGUAGUUCAUUGUUUCCUGGUAAAACCAUGCUCUCUAUAUUUUAAUGAAAAUCGUUUUCCCUCUUCUCAAUGUGACUUAAGAACAUCAGGUGUGAGAGUUUCAGUUUCAUUCUUUGUGCUGCAAUCGCGGCAUCGUGAGUUGCUUAAAAAUUGAAUUUUAAAAAAAUUCUCGACACUUUAUAUAAACAUCAAAUAUUAAAAAGCUGACCAAUAUGAGUAAAAAUAUUAGAAAAUACAGUAUUUUUCUUGCAACUGUCCAAAUAUGUUGCCUUUUGACACCAUCACAUGCUAUGUUUGAUUUCUUCGGGGGAGGAGGUGGUGGUGGUGGGGGAGGCUCCGAUGUUGCUGAGAUAUUAGCCGCAGGACUUAUUACUAAAAUGCUGAUGGAAGACUUUUUUCAUAUUCAAGGUGCUCCACUACUCCAGUCAUUGCGUCAUCAGUUCAUUGGCGGAUACAGUCCACGUCAUCCUCCUGUCCAUCAUCAAGUUCGCCACUACCCUCACAUGAUUGCUCCAAGAGUUCCGAUGGCAAUGAGCGCGCAAUACGUCUACCCAAUGGUUCCACGUCAUCCAGUCCAUUUGAUGAGUCAAGCUUCCUACAUGCAACAAGCCCGUCACCCAAUAGUUGCAGCACCAUGGAAUGGACACUAUGGAGACCUUCGUGGAUCAGAAACAUUUGUAAAUGCCUACCUUCCAGUGCAGCAAGAACGCAACACUCCUCCAUUUAUUGAGGCUUUAUUAACAAAUGAAGCACUCUCAGCAGCAACUCUUCUUCUCAACUCCGACAUUUUGGAAGAUGAUGAAGAGGAAGAGGCGGAAGUCGAAAUGAAGGAAGAAGUAAAUGAUGUUUCAGAAGUUCCGGAGAAGCAAGUUGAAAACCGAUCAGAGACUUUCGAAGCAUCCGGAAGUGAGAAUGAAUCCAGGUAUAUAUUGCCACGAAUUGUUCGCCACUUUGUUCAACGAAUCAUGAGGAGGGUUGAGCAACACCGAUAAAUUACAAGAAAAAGGAGAAGAAAUUAUUGAGAUGAUUAACGAUUUGCAUGAAGAAAGGAGAAGAUAUUAUUAAGACGACUAACGAUUUACACGAAGGAAGGAUUUGUAGGAUGAUAUAAUCAUAUCAAAAAGAACUAAAACAUGCAUGGCAUUAUAAAGAUUGUUAAUUUGCUGCUAAUUAUUGAGGUUUCGUGUUUUAUUUAAGAGAAUGUAAUUCCGUAUCACUCUUUUAUAAGUACAAAAACAAAUGGGUGAUACAUCUGUCAAAAUUUCCUCAAGUUCUGUCGUAACUUAAAUUAAACUAAUGAUAAGUGAGCUGAAAUAUUAAUUGGUACAAAUUAAGUUAGACACUUUUCAAUAUUUCCAUACUUUCUUCCUUUUAAAUUUAACUAUCAAACUUUACAUUGGUUAUUUAAUAUAAUGAUUUGAAUUGCAAAUAAUUUUUUCGUUUAUCGAAGUGAUUAACAAUUUCAAAUAAUUCAAUGAAUUGUUUACUAUUGAGUCUAAUUUAGUUCAUAUUAUUUUGCAUACUUUAUCACUCUUUCUGUACUAACAUAAUACUUUUUUAAACAAAAUUUCUUUCAAAAAUACAAAAAAAGCAAUACCUCUUUCAACUCAUUGUAUUUAGUUAUGAUUCUUACUACCAUUUUGUGUUUUAUUAUUUUAAGAAUUUAUGUUAUAUUUACAAUUUAAAAAGUCCUUUAAUGUUAAACUUCAUAUGAUGCUUGACUUAGCUUGCAAUUUUUAAAUAAAUUACGAAUUGCAAAAAGAAAAACCCCCUCCAAAAGAAUAAAUAAAUGAAAGACUAGAAUUGUAAUCGAAGGGAAAUGGGAGAGUAGUACAGUCUUAUGAAUUAACAGCUCUUUCGAAAUCAAGCUCUUAAAAAACAGUUCUUUCUUUAUGUAUUAAUCCAUCAGUUUUCAUUUCAUUUUCUUAUAACAAAUGUAUCCUCAUAUUCAAAUUUAGAAUUAUUUAAUUUCUUUAAAAAAAUUGCUUUUUGCUCUUUAAAGUGUAAUUUCUUUGCAAAAAAUAACAACUACUCUCUACUAGCAUUGAAACAUUACAUCGAUUUUAAGACGGGG
Messenger RNA from Parasteatoda tepidariorum (common house spider), 2152 nucleotides. RefSeq lists its product as uncharacterized. Lineage: Eukaryota; Metazoa; Arthropoda; Arachnida; Araneae; Theridiidae. The record is from RefSeq and is a predicted model, not a curated record.